Molecule: messenger RNA, 2952 nt
Organism: Epinephelus moara (kelp grouper)
Lineage: Eukaryota; Metazoa; Chordata; Actinopteri; Perciformes; Serranidae
Product: tripartite motif-containing protein 16-like
Exons: 2
Coding region: 180-1691 (503 amino acids)
Molecular function (GO): protein binding; zinc ion binding
Source: RefSeq, a predicted model, not a curated record
AAGAACAACUUGGGGAUUUCGGUGCAAGCCUCAAACUUACCUGUGAGGACGGAGGACGACUUGUCGGGUCAGCAUGGCAUCUCUCAUGAACUCUGCGUGCCUCCUCUUCUUGCCUGUUGCUCUGCUACUGAGAUCAACUGAAGGAUCCGGUGACUACUCCCUGUGAACACAGCUACUGCAUGAACUGUAUUAAAAGCUUCUGGGAUGAAGAGGAUGAGAAGAAAAUCUACAGCUGCCCUCUUUGUAGGAAGACUUUCGCACCGAGGCCUAACCUGCUGAAAAACACAACAUUAGCAGUGUUAGUGGACAUACUGAGGGAGACUGGACUCCAAGCUGCUCCUGCUGAUCUCCGUUAUGCUGGACCUAAAGAUAUGGCCUGGGAUGCCUGUGCGGGGAGAAAAAUGAAAGCUCUCACACCCUGUCUGUCGGCCUCUUACUGUGAGAAACACCUCCAGCCUCAUUAUGACUCAGCUCCAUUAAAUCAACACAAGCUGGUGGAGCCCUCUAUGAAGCUCCCAGAGAACAUCUGCUCUCGUCACGAUGAGGUGAUGACGAUGUUCUGCCGUACGGAUCAGCAGUGUAUCUGUCAUCUCUGCCCUGUGGAGGGACAUAAGGGCCACGACACAGUCUCAGCUGCAGCAGAGAGGACUGAGAGGCAGAGAGAGGUGGAGGUGAGUCGACAAAACAUCCAGCAGAGAAUCCAGGACAGAGAGAAAGAUGUGAAGCUGCUCCAGCAGGAGGUGGAGGCUAUCAAUCGCUCUGCUGAUAAAACAGUGGAGGACAGUGACAAGCUCUUCACUGAGCUGAUCCGUCUCAUGGAGGAAAGACGCUCUGAUGUGGAGCAGCAGCUCAGAUCACAGCAGAAGACUGAAGUAAGUCGAGUCAAAGAGCUUCAGGAGAAGCUGGAGCAGGAGAUCACUGACCUGAAGAGGAAAGACGCUGAGCUAAGGGAGCUUUCACACACAGAGGAUCUCAACCAGUUUCUACACAGCUACCCCUCCCUGUCACCACUCAGUGAAUCUACACACUCAUCCAACAUCAACAUCCGUCCUCUGCACUACUUCGAGGAUGUGACAGCGGCUUUGUCAGAAGUCAGAGAUAAACUGCAGGAAGUCUUGAGUGAGAAAUGGACAAACAUCUCACUGACUGUGACUGAAAUGGAUGUUUUACUGCCACAGCCAGAGCCCAAGACCAGAGCCGGAUUCUUAAAGUAUUCAUGUGAAAUCACGCUGGAUCCAAACACAGCAUACACACGUCUGUUAUUAUCUGAGGGGAACAGAAAAGCAGCAAAAACGAGUGAAGCACAGCCUUAUUCUAGUCACCCAGACAGAUUCACUAAAUAUUGUCAGGUCCUGAGCAAAGAGAGUCUGACUGGACGUUGUUACUGGGAGGUGGAGUGGAGCGGGGGAGGAGUUUGUGUAGCAGUCGCAUACAAGAAUAUCGGCAGAGCAGGGGGCUCGAAUGAAUGUCGUUUUGGAUACAAUGACAAGUCUUGGGCGUUAUAUUGCAACAAUAACAGUUAUAACUUUUGGUACAACAACGUCCACACUCGUGUCUCAGGCCCUCAGUCCUCCAGAGUAGGAGUGUACCUGGAUCACAGUGCAGGUACUCUGUCCUUCUACAGUGUCUCUGAAACCAUGACACUCCUCCACAGAGUCCAGACCUCUUUCACUCAGCCUCUCUAUGCUUGACUUUGGGUUGAAUUCUGGUUUGGACUUUCCUCUGGCGUCACUGCCCAGUUGUGUAACCUCAAUUAGACAGAAGUCAUUAAAGGGACAGCGGGUUCAAUUCUGUGUUAAGCUCUUAUUUUGUCUUCAUGUUUGUUGUUAACAACUAAUUGUUUUGUUUUUUUCUGCACUGCACAGAGAUCAGCUGUCAAUCAAACAUUAUGGGUGGUACUUUGACAUCUUUUUCAUGAGUUGCUGGCCCCUGAGCACAGAUAUGCAAAAGGCCCAAUCACCUCUUCUACAUUAGAGCAAGAUACAUAGACUUUGUGGUAGUUUUUUGGCUCUUUGUAGUCAUUAUGCAUCUUUUUGUCGGUUUGUUUGUCUUUGAGGUAAUUUUGCGUCCCUGUGGUCGUUUUGUGCUGCUGUGUAGUCAUUUGGUAUCUCCUUUCGGCGGUUUUGUGUCUCUUGGAGGUUAUUUUCUGUCUCUCUGUGGUUGUUUUACCUGUUUUUGUAGUUGUGUUUCUCUGGCACCUGACACUUUUGGCCUCUGGGCCUGUGCCUGAAAGCCUUGUUAAGUGAUCCAACCAUGCUUCCUGUACAACCCAAUUGCCAGAAUAAAUGUUGGUCUUGCACCUCCGUACAAACUACAUGUUGUCAAAUUUGUAUGUUUCAUAUGUAGCAGAUAUGUUAAAACUUAAUGUCUGUUAAUGUUUAAAUUUGUAAUUUUAUGUUGUGACAGUGUGGGUAACAUGUGGUUAGGGUUAGGUACAAAAACUCAGCUCAUAAACAUGUGUUUAGAAUUAUGCUACUUUCGAAAUGUUGAUAUUAGCUAUGUAUGAAACAUAGAAAUGUAACAUAUCCGUGGUUUGCAGAGAUGGACAAUAUUGUUUUUCUCUAGUGACAGGGCUGUCCUUGUCUUGUCUGUGUAGCCAUGAAGGCUAUCACUGCUUAUGAUGGUGUUGUUUUCCUGAACUGACUUUUUUCUGAACUCUUAGUGCUUGAAAUGUUUGUUGAAUAUUAGCAUUGAUGUGUUUGUAUGUUCUUGUUUCUCAUCCUACACACUUUGUUCUCCAUGUGUACAUUUAUUAAGAGAUCUAUAUUCAUGUUUGGCAGAAGAAAGGUUGUUAUGAGAUGUUAUAGAACUGCCAUUAUCUUGAUCAUAAUCAAUAAGGAGAACAUUCAUUUUUUGUUUUACAUAGCUGUGGGUGAAGGGAAUCUGUACAUGAAAUCCUUGAGUCAUUGGACAGACUUUACUGAUGGAAUGUGUGAACAUGUGUGAAGCUUG